This is a messenger RNA of Didymosphaeria variabile, 789 nucleotides long. RefSeq lists its product as uncharacterized. The transcript has a single exon. Bases 1 to 789 code for a protein of 262 amino acids. NCBI's taxonomy places the organism in Eukaryota, Fungi, Ascomycota, Dothideomycetes, Pleosporales, Didymosphaeriaceae. The record is from RefSeq and is a predicted model, not a curated record.
AUGGCGUCCACUCUGGGAUACGACCGUGACGCUACCGUUGCAGCGGUGACUUCUUAUUACGAAUUUCUCAUCCGCAUGUACUUGCCCGAACAUUCCAUCAUGUACCCGCCUCCAGGAGGUUGGUCCAUUCCCGAACGGCAAACCUUCUCUCCCGAGAAAGACGAUACCGUUCUCGAUCUUGUUCGCCAUCUUCCGUACCUGGAGCCUCCUGAGGACUGGGAGCAAAUCUUCAUGUAUGAGAAGUGUACAGCCGUCAAUUAUACCUACCUCAAAGGGACUGGACCGCACAACAUCGAUCCACCUCCUGAGGAGACUCUGCUACCAUCUCACGUGGCGAUGCUCGGAUUCACACCCGGACGCAACGGUCACUACAUCUUCAUCGACACCAAGCGUGGUACCGCAACGCUGUGCGACUUCCAAAAGGGAGGUAAAGGAGGCACAGAGCUUAGUCAGAACCCGGACAAUUUGGAGGGAGCACUCACGCGUACCAGCGAUACAGGGGAAGAAUUGAAGGAGCACUGGCGAGAGCAUCCCACAUAUGCGACAGGCGAUUUCUUCGACAUGUUGAGGAAGCAGUUCCAAGACUUGGAGGUUGUGCCACACCCGAAGGGAGAGGUCGAGUUCCGGCGCUUUCCACCAGGUGUUGACACUGCUGGUGAUGCAUUGAAAGCCAUUUUCAGGGAGUGUGGCUGGCCAGGAGAAGCCUACAGAAAGGGUGAAUGCAUGAAACGUGUUCGCGAGUUCGAUGGAGAGUCAGACGAGGAGGAUGAAGCUGAUGAAGACGAUUAG